Molecule: messenger RNA, 631 nt
Organism: Staurois parvus
Lineage: Eukaryota; Metazoa; Chordata; Amphibia; Anura; Ranidae
Source: the annotation of a GenBank genome assembly
CCAGUGAAUGGAAGGGGCGGGGCCAGGUACGGUCAGGCUUAGGAGGGAGGAGCUAGAUGAUGCCGGAUUCCAGGGGAGGAGCCAGGACACCUGUGCAAGACUGAAGGGGAGGAGCCGGUACACCUGUGCAAGACUGAAGGGGAGGAGCCGGUACACCUGUGCAAGACUGAAGGGGAGGAGCCGGUACACCUGUGCAAGACUGAAGGGGAGGAGCCGGUACACCUGUGCAAGACUGAAGGGGAGGAGCCGGUACACCUGUGCAAGACUGAAGGGGAGGAGCCGGUACACCUGUGCAAGACUGAAGGGGAGGAGCCGGUACACACCUGUGCAAGACUGAAGGGGAGGAGCCGGUACACCUGUGCAAGACUGAAGGGGAGGAGCCGGUACACCUGUGCAAGACUGAAGGGGAGGAGCCGGUACACCUGUGCAAGACUGAAGGGGAGGAGCCGGUACACCUGUGCAAGACUGGAGGGGAGGAGCCGGUACACCUGUGCAAGACUGGAGGGGAGGAGCCAGUACAUCUGUGCAAAACUGAAGGGGAGGAGCUGGGAUGCAUGUGCAAGACUGGAGGGGAGGAGCCGGUACGCCUGCGCAAGACUGGAGGGAGGAGCCGGGACGCCUGCGCAAGACU